Molecule: messenger RNA, 2006 nt
Organism: Pipistrellus kuhlii (Kuhl's pipistrelle)
Lineage: Eukaryota; Metazoa; Chordata; Mammalia; Chiroptera; Vespertilionidae
Gene: ELOVL4
Product: ELOVL fatty acid elongase 4
Exons: 6
Coding region: 108-1049 (313 amino acids)
Biological process (GO): fatty acid elongation, monounsaturated fatty acid; fatty acid elongation, polyunsaturated fatty acid; sphingolipid biosynthetic process
Cellular component (GO): endoplasmic reticulum membrane; endoplasmic reticulum
Molecular function (GO): fatty acid elongase activity
Source: RefSeq, a predicted model, not a curated record
GCCCGCCCGCUCGCUGCCUCGGCCGUCGCCGCCGGGGUCUGCCCUCCCUCGGGGUCUCCGCCGUCUCCUCCCCCCCACCCCACUCCCCCGCCGCCCGGCCCGCAGCGAUGGGGCUCCUGGAUGCAGAGCCCGGCAGCGUCCUGAACGCGAUGUCCACGGCGCUCAACGACACGGUGGAGUUCUACCGCUGGACCUGGUCCAUCACAGAUAAACGUGUGGAAAAUUGGCCUCUAAUGCAGUCUCCAUGGCCUACGCUUUGUAUAAGUACUCUUUAUCUGCUGUUCGUGUGGCUGGGCCCAAAGUGGAUGAAAGCCAGAGAACCUUUUCAGAUGCGCUUAGUGCUCAUACUCUAUAAUUUUGGGAUGGUUUUGCUUAAUCUUUUUAUCUUCAGAGAGUUAUUCACAGCAUCCUACAGAGCAGGAUAUAGCUAUAUUUGCCAGAGUGUGGAUUAUUCUGAUGAUGUUAAUGAAGUCAGGAUAGCUGCUGCUCUGUGGUGGUACUUUGUAUCUAAAGGAAUUGAGUAUUUGGACACAGUGUUUUUUAUCCUAAGGAAGAAAAACAACCAAGUCUCUUUUCUUCAUGUAUAUCAUCACUGUACAAUGUUUACAUUGUGGUGGAUUGGAAUUAAGUGGGUCGCAGGGGGACAAGCAUUUUUCGGAGCCCAGCUGAAUUCCUUCAUUCAUGUGAUUAUGUACUCAUACUAUGGGCUAACUGCAUUUGGCCCAUGGAUUCAGAAGUAUCUUUGGUGGAAACGAUACCUGACCAUGUUGCAGAUGGUUCAGUUCUUUGUGACCAUUGGACACACAGCAAUGUCUCUUUACACGGAUUGCCCCUUCCCGAAGUGGAUGCACUGGGCUCUGAUUGCCUACACAAUCAGCUUCAUAUUUCUCUUCCUCAACUUCUACAUUCGGACAUACAAUGAGCCUAAAAAAUCAAGCACUGGAAAAACAGCUGUGAAUGGUAUUUCAGCCAAUGGUGUGAGCAAAUCAGAAAAACUGGUGGUAGAGAAUGGAAAAACCCAGAAAAAUGGAAAAGCAAAAGGAGAGUAAAUUGAACUAGGUCUUAACUGUUGUUGACAGUGAAGAAGCUCCCAUUUCAGAUAAAAUUUUAGGGAAAACAAGCAAAUGAGGGAUUGGGGUGGGGAGAAAAAUGGCAAAUGUGCUCCUGUGUAUUAGUGACCUUUAGAUUGAGUAAAGUGUUAACUAUGAUACCCAGAUGUUUUAUUUAUGACGUUUUUAUUUUAAACUUUUUUUUUUUUUUUUUAAUUAGCUUUCAUGUCCAGACCAAAGCAAUUGUUAUGUGACUUUGGAGGUUCUCCCUCUGUUCACAUCGUUUGUUUACUGCAUGAAAUUUCUCAUGUAUCUUAUAUGCAGUCAUUCUUCAGUCUGAUGAUCACAGAAACACAGUCUUUUUGAGGUUUUUUUUGUGUGUGUAUGACUAAAUUACUAAUUGCCUACUGAUUAAAUCAGUUACUUUACAUUUGCUGGUCCAAAGCUAGAAAUGCAGAUACUUUAAAAUUUGCACAUUUGAAUUUGCUGACUGGAAUGAUCGAAUCUCUCCACCUCUGGUUUGAAUAUACCUUUUUGGUUAUAAUUAAAAUCUGAUGAUCUCUGUAGACUUUUAGAGGGUUGAUGAUGAUGGUGUCGGUGAAAAUAAGAAAGAAUUACAGUAAAAUCCUGUCUGGCGACCUAGAGGGUCAUCAUGACUUGUGGCACAAAUCACUGUGGGAAACAGUUUUUGUGAAAAGGCAGCCUUUUGAUAAUUCUAUGACUAUCAGAAAUACAUUAUGAAAAUUAAGAUUAUUGUCUGAUUGGAAUGUGAAACAACUCAUGUCUUUAUUGGUGACAUCAUAAAUAGUUACAUUAAUGUGCUGUUAGGAGACAGUAUGUUGAUUUUUACCAGACUUCUAAUGUUUUGAUUUGCGGCUGUUAACCGAUUUUUCAUAUGUGGAAAUAUACCUACCUCUUCUGUUGGAAAGAACAUUUAAAAUUAAAUAAAUUUUAAUU